UACUAGAUAAAUCCAAAGUAAGAAAGAGAGGUGGGCUGAGACAGAGCUCUGGAAGAAUAGACCUGAUAAGAUGGACUCUGAAGGAUACACAUCUCAUACGCUGAAACCACAGGAGGAGGAGAAGAAGGACCAUAAGAAGACUUGGAAUGAGGAAAUAGCAGAUUUAUUCCCUGCUAAGAAGCCAAUGCCAGUAUCUCCCAUAGUGAAGCCAGGGGAUAGCGCACCUGUCAAAGAAGAUUUUCCCCGCCUGUACAGAAUUUGGGAUGUGAGCCAGAAAUACUUUUUCCUGGUGGACAAUAUUCUUGUAGCAAAUCAUCAAGAUUCCAACGCUCCAGAGCAGUUGAUGGAAGUGCUCCCUAACACUGCUCUGGAUUCCAAAAUGAUGCCCAUCUUUAUGGGUCCCCAAGGUAGAAAACAAUGCCUGUCCUGCGAGAAGUCUGCUGAGGAUCAACUUCAGCUACAGCUAAAGGAAAGUGACAUCAAAAAGCUGUAUGAAGGAAAGGAGAAAUCACUUCCUUUCACCUUCUAUAGCAAGACUGAUGGGGGUCCCGAGACCUGCUCUUUCGAAUCGGCCGAGUACCCGGGUUGGUUCUUAAGCACGUCAUCCAAGCCAAACAAACCGGUGGGGCUGAGUCGCCAAGGAGGGACUGAGAACACACUGUUUUAUUUUCAACGGCAGUGAAGUCCCUUUUUAUAUGCCUAACGACAAUAAUAAUAAACUUUAUUUGUAUCCCGCCCCAUCUCCCCAUAGGGCGUUCAUAAAAGGCAAGUAUUCAAUGCCAACAAAUAAAUACAUGCAUACGUGAAUUAAUAAAACAUGUAAAAAACAAACCAGCAAUUCACUCAUUUAAAAAUCAUAAUUAAACAAGACAACAUAGUACCACACUGAACAGUGCAAAUGAUUGGGCUGUUGUAGGUUUUUCGGGCUAUAUAGCCAUGUUCUAGAAGCAUUCUCUUCUGACGUUUCACCUGCAUCUAUGGCAAGCAUCCUCAGAGGUUGUGAGGUCUAUUAUUAUAAUGGGUAAAAAGGGUGGAAUAUAAAUGUUUCUAAUAAUAAUAAUAAUAAUAAUAAUAAUAAUAAUAAUAAUAAUAUCACGCAGACAGACUACAAACAGAAGCAUAACACCAUUGCUCAGAUGAUUCAUUGGAACUUGUGCCACAAAUACCAUCUACCUGCGACAAAGAACAGGUGGGAUCACAGGCCGGAAAGAGUUACAGAGAAUGAACACGUCAAGCUACUCUGGGAUUUCCGGAUUCAGACAGACAGAGUUUUAGAGCACAAUACUCCUGACCUCACAAUUUUGUUAAAAAAGUAUGGAUUGUCGAUGUUGCAAUCCCAGGUUGAAGGAGACAAUGAGUGAUUUUUGCAAUAGCUAAGCUUUGGCAACAAAACAUAAGAAAGGUACCCCUCCCUGCAGAGAAAGAGCAACAUGUCAGCAAGAGGGAGGAUGUUCUAAAAAGAAGUUGCUAACCUGCUCAGCUUACAUAGGAAAUGGGUUUGCGGUGAAGCACAAAGUUUGCAAGUAGAGAACAAAUUGUGGUUUUGACAAACAAAGGUUCAGGCUAGGUGCAAAUAUCAAAAGGUUGAUGGGAGUCGGUGUUGGAAAAAGUAAAAGGUCAACCGUCAAGGUACCAUCCAUGACCAAAAAUACCCUUGUUUACUUGAUCUUAUAAAAGUUUGCAGAAACCAAGGAAGGGGGCGGCAGUCACUUGCAAGUGUUGGUGCCUGCGUGUAUUCAACACAACUGUCUGACUUUUUCA
Anolis sagrei ordinatus is the source of this 1761-nucleotide messenger RNA. RefSeq names its product interleukin-36 receptor antagonist protein-like. Gene Ontology annotation, biological process: cytokine-mediated signaling pathway; inflammatory response to antigenic stimulus; positive regulation of gene expression. Lineage: Eukaryota; Metazoa; Chordata; Lepidosauria; Squamata; Anolidae. Gene Ontology annotation, molecular function: cytokine activity; interleukin-1 receptor binding. The record is from RefSeq and is a predicted model, not a curated record.